AUGGCUUCCCCACGUGCCAAGGCCGGAGCUUCGCGCUCGGUCAAAUUCUCCCCUUCCACGCGUCGCGGCUAUACGUCACUCCCGAAUUCAACAGUCGAACACUCAAUCUCACAGAGCAAUUUGGGACAAAAUGACGACCUGGACACUCCUUCAAGUGGGGAUGAGUCCAUCGAGCAGGCCAAUAUAAAACUCCUACCUUUGAAACAAGGUAGAGCUCGAGAUUCACGGCUCUCGAGCCCCAAAACAAAUGAACCGAACCCCACUAUCAAUGUCCCCGACGACGAGCGUGAUGCAUCAGAGCGAAUAAAAGAGAUUCUCGAGGCGAAUGGCACCAUUCCAUUGAACUCAUUCUCGACAGAUUUGGAGGAAGGACAUUCGGACAGAGACUCUCUGGUUCUCAGUGAUCGAUAUAGUGACGACUAUGGUAUCCCGUCUGACAAGGGCCUGCUUUUGAACGAUAUAAAGCGUGAAGAUGUGGGAAAGGGCUCUGACUGGAGGUCAUUGUUCCGUCUGACUUCCUGGUGGAACGUUCUCGGCUUGUUGAUAAUCGCCCUACUGGUAGUAUGGUUUUCGCUCAGGGGACUGGGCUGGUCUUCUGUCGGAGCUGCCAUUGGUGAAUUUCAAGCGGUCCCCUGGUACCCUACUCCCCUCGGCGGAACGAGCGAACAAUGGAAGGAGAGCUAUGCCAAAGCUCAGAAAAUGGUCAGAGAAAUGAGCCUCGCCGAAAAAGUGAACGUUACAACUGGAACAGGCUGGCAAAUGGGACUCUCUGUUGGCAAUACGGCACCUGCCGAACUCGUCAAAUUUCCCUCCCUUUGCCUACAAGACGGUCCUCUCGGACUCAGAUUUGCGCACAACAUUACAGCUUUCCCCGCAGGGAUCACCACGGGUGCGACAUGGAACCGCGAGCUCAUGCAAAUGCGUGGCUUUGCUCUGGGAAAGGAGGCGCGGCUGAAAGGCGUGAAUAUAAUUCUCGGUCCAUCUAUGGGACCGAUUGGUAUGAUGCCUGCCGGUGGUCGUAACUGGGAGGCAUUCGGUUCAGAUCCAGUUUUGCAAGGCGUGGCUGCGGCGGAGACCAUCCGCGGUAUCCAGCGGAACGGGGUCAUGGCCACGGCGAAACACUUCAUUGGAAAUGAACAAGAACACUUCCGUCAGUCAUUUGAGUGGGGUACUCCAACUGCGCUCUCAUCGAAUAUCGAUGAUCGCGCAUUACACGAAGUCUUUGCCUGGCCCUUCGCUGAGAGUGUGCGUGCGGAUGUGGCGAGCGUCAUGUGCUCCUACCAAAUGGUCAACAACAGCUAUGCUUGCGAAAAUAGUAAACUCAUCAACGGUCUUCUGAAAGAUGAGCUCGGAUUCCAGGGAUUCGUGCAGUCGGACUGGCUGGCUCAGCGUUCAGGCGUGCACAGCGCUAUUGGAGGCCUGGAUAUGAGCAUGCCCGGUGAUGGCCUUCAUUGGGCCGACGGUGUCGCGCUCUGGGGAAGUGAACUGACUCGCGCAGCGUUGAACACGUCUGUUCCCAUUGAGCGCCUGAAUGAUAUGGUCACUCGCAUCGUGGCCGCCUGGUACCAUCUCAGACAGGACUCAUGGGAACCCCCUGCACCUGAGGGCGACGGCGGGCCGAACUUCUCGUCCUGGACUCAGGAGCGAAUCGGGCACUUGCAUGAAGGCUCACCGGAUAAUGAUGCGACGGGUGUGGUCAACAAAUUUGUCGACGCACAGGGAACAGGCGAGGACGCUCAUUCUGUUGUUGCUCGUCAUGUCGCUGCCGAAGGCACCGUGCUUCUGAAAAAUAUUAAUAAUACCCUUCCACUCUUGCGGGCACAGUCCGCAACCAAUGGCAAAUACCGGGUCGGUGUAUACGGCGAAGACGCUGGUCCUGGCCAAGGACCGAAUGCUUGUGCUGACAGAGGAUGUAACCAAGGGACCUUGGGCUCUGGUUGGGGUAGUGGGGCUGUGGAAUUCCCAUACUUGAUCAGUCCAUGGGAAGCACUGCAACAUGCGUGGUCGAAUGACUCUGUCGAUGUCAAAGCUUAUUUGACGAAUAAUGUUGCACCUCAGGACCUCGCAAAGCAGGACCUCUGUUUGGUCUUUGCCAACGCAGACGGAGGAGAAGGGUUCAUCCGCAGUGACGGCAUUGAUGCUGAUCGAAAGGAUCUCUUUCUACAAAAGAACGGCACUCAGUUGGUAGAGGGGGUGGCCAAGCACUGCGGCGGUGGCCAAGGUAAAACCGUCGUUAUAGUACACUCCAUUGGCCCCGUUGUGAUGGAGUCUUGGAUUGACCUUCCCGGUGUCCACGCUGUACUGUAUGCCAACCUACCUGGGCAAGAAAGCGGGAAUGCGUUGAUGGACGUUCUAUUUGGAGACGUCGACGCCAGUGGGCGUCUGCCAUACACCAUCGGACGAAGCCUAGAGGACUACGGUCCAGGCGCACAAGUUCUGUAUGAGCAUGCAGACCCAUCCGUUCCACAGGUCGACCUCAGCCAGGGCCUGUAUAUCGAUUACCGGUAUUUCGACAAGUUCAACAUCACUCCCCGGUUCGAAUUCGGCUUCGGUCUGUCAUACACAACCUUCGACUACUCUGCACUGAGCAUCGAGAAGCUGCAGAAGAAGUCCCAAUGGCCUUCCAAACGGCCCACAAACGAAGUCGAACCUCCCACAUACGACAAAAAACAGGAGGACGCCAGCAGCAUUUUAUUCCCGCCAGGUUUCCGUGUACUCCGGAAAUACAUCUACCCCUACCUCACCAGCCUAGAAGGAACCGAACCCGGUCCAUACCCAUACCCCGAAGGAUACAACAAACACCAAAAUCCAUCCGCCGCAGGCGGCGGACCGGGCGGGAAUCCAUCUCUCUACGAGCCCAUCCUCGAGCUCACCGUCGAGGUGACAAACACCGGCACGCGCCCGGGACAGGAUGUGGUCCAGGUGUAUGUUUCUUUCCCCGAAGAUGUCGCCGAGCACCGUGGACUAGGAUGGUCCCGUGAGUCAAUUGAGUUCCCUGAACGUGUCCUGCGGAAUUUUUCGAAAAUCCUCCUGCAACCGGGUGAGACUAGAAAUGUCAAGAUGACGUUGACUCGGAAGGAUCUCAGCUAUUGGAGUGUUCGUGCACAGAACUGGGUGUUGCCUACUGAAGGGAAAUUCCGCAUCUGGGCUGGGCGUAGUUCUAGAGAUUUACCGCUCGUGGUUGAGUUUUGA
Molecule: messenger RNA, 3192 nt
Organism: Penicillium roqueforti
Lineage: Eukaryota; Fungi; Ascomycota; Eurotiomycetes; Eurotiales; Aspergillaceae
Product: beta-glucosidase
Exons: 3
Coding region: 1-3192 (1063 amino acids)
Biological process (GO): glucan catabolic process
Molecular function (GO): beta-glucosidase activity
Source: RefSeq, a predicted model, not a curated record